Molecule: messenger RNA, 816 nt
Organism: Schistocerca nitens (vagrant locust)
Lineage: Eukaryota; Metazoa; Arthropoda; Insecta; Orthoptera; Acrididae
Product: chromatin complexes subunit BAP18
Exons: 4
Coding region: 256-696 (146 amino acids)
Cellular component (GO): MLL1 complex; NURF complex
Source: RefSeq, a predicted model, not a curated record
GUGGAGGUGAAUCUAGCGUCUCCUACCAGACGUCGUUUUGUUUACCAAUUGCAUCUUUGGCCGAAGUAUAUGUUGCCGAUGUUGUAAUUAAUUACGAUGUGAUUUUCUCGUGUGCGAUUAAAUACGUGAGGGAUUAUAUGAUUUGGAACUGCAUUUUAGGGAAUUAAACGGGCUAUUUUAUGACAGCACUCAAGAAUAGUAAUAACUUGUGGUGUGAAGUGUAGAUACUAUUCUGUGUUGCCGCUCAUAUUUAAAAUGAAUUCAGCUACGAAGGUUGGCGAGAUAUUUGCUGCAGCUGGUGCAGCAUUCAAUAAACUAGGUGAACUAACAAUGCAGCUUCACCCCACAGCUGAUUCUCCAGCUGGUAAAUGGACUGAUGAAGAAAUAGAAAUGCUUCGGCAGGCCGUCAAACACUUUGGUGAAGAACUUACGAAAAUAAGUGAGCACAUUAAGGGCAGAACUGUAUCUCAAAUCAAGACUACUCUUAAGAAGAAAGCAUUUGAAGAUGCAGGUCUCCCAGUCAGGACAAUUACCAAUGUGCAAACUCAGCAGGUUUCUCAGUCUGGAAUGAUGGGAAAAUCUGCUGAAGUGACGCUGAACAUGCUGAAUGCCCAUGAAUCAGAAGUAGAUGUUGAAGGGUUACCAGAAGAUGUGAAAUUGGAGUUUGAUGGGGCUACAGAAGAAGUAACCUCAUAAAACUCUACUUGUAUUGUGUAAACAUGUUUCACUGCAAUGAACGUUUGUGAUAUGCAGAAUAAUUCAUUUUCAUCCUGUAGAUAUGUUUUGUAACUUAAUGUACCUUGAGGAAGCAUUUGU